UUUGAUGAGUGGUGGGGAAAUUGAUGUGCUUAUACAGAUGUAGGGUAUAAAAGGAGAUGGAGAGACGAGAUAGUGUCAAGAAAUGGAAACAAGAGGAAGUCAAAGGUAUAUCUAAGGGACCUAUAAAGGUCAAGAUAAAGACUGACUGUCUUGAGAAUAGAAAAGAAGGGUCGACAAAGCCUGAGGAAGACAAAGAAGGAGAGAGAUGUCCUAUCUGAAUUACUGAUUUUAGUCAUAAUGAUUCUCAAAUUAUUGCUCUGCUGAAGAGCUUAGUAAAUAAGAAAAAUCUUGAAUUAAUACCAGUAUCUCUCCGAGGAAAAGGACUAACUGAUAAUGUUGGAGAACCUGCCAUCUUUUAUGUUGAAAACUCGGAUGCAGGCAAAAGUAGCAUAACUGAAUCUCCACAAGUGGCUUUGCCAUCUAUGCAACCAGAAUAUAAUGUUAGAGUUGUGAAACAGAGUGAUUUUGGAAACAAAAUGCAAAGUUUAUUGAGCGAGUUUAGUAUAAAUGGUGUCUGAAUCCUCAAGGCCUGAAGCCACAUUUACCAUAAAUGCUGUAUCAGAGAUUGGAUGAGAUGCCAUAAUACUUGCCCAUUAUGAAAAAGAAUUGUCUAUAAGGAGCUUUCUCUAUCCUAUCUCUCCUCAGAUAGUGAUUUCAGUUCGACAUCUAGCAUCACGGAGCCAUAUAAUUCUUUCCCUUCAUAUCCUUUCAUACCAGAGGAUUUAGUACUACGUUCUCCCGCAGCAGGUCCACAAGGAAUAAUGAAUCAUCUUGAGUCUUCUGUAUAUGAGAUAUGUCUUUCUCAUGAAGAAGAAUUAUACGAAGUAAAUUUUUCUGAAGAACAAUUUUACAAUGAAAGUUUUAUUGAAGAAGAACCAGUUGAAGAAGAAUCAUCCGAGAUAGAAUCAGUUGAAGAAGUAUUAAUCGAAGAAAUAUUAACCGAAGAGAACAUUAGUUUAGAACUAGUUGAACAUAAUUUUGUUUUUGAUACCAAAUCCCCUGGUAUUCCUCUGGAGGGAAACCAAUUCUUGAACGUGUCCCAAGGGAAUAUACCUGAGAAGAUGUUGCUAGAUGAUGAAUUUUCGGUGGAUCCUGCAUCAGAUCCUGGGCAUACUGACUAGAAUCUCAAGUUGAUUUAUGAUCAAAGCUUGACUCAAUAA
Moneuplotes crassus is the source of this 1160-nucleotide messenger RNA. The record is from the annotation of a GenBank genome assembly. Lineage: Eukaryota; Ciliophora; Spirotrichea; Euplotida; Euplotidae.